Molecule: messenger RNA, 334 nt
Organism: Schistocerca americana (American grasshopper)
Lineage: Eukaryota; Metazoa; Arthropoda; Insecta; Orthoptera; Acrididae
Exons: 2
Coding region: 8-334 (108 amino acids)
Source: RefSeq, a predicted model, not a curated record
AGUUGCCAUGUGUGUUCUCCCUGCCGCCGUCCACUGCUCCUCUGCCAAAGGUGGUGAGCCGCCGGUGCCACCGCGCCACCACCCCUUCCCCACGCCGUCGACGGCUGCGGCAGUGACGCCGGCCGGCCGCGACCUCGUCCCCACCGCAGGAGACGGCGGCCUCGUUAAGACGCACCGCAGGCGCUCCGCCGACGAGGAGAACGACAUUCGCUGCCGGGACUUCACCGAGGGCAACCCCGAAGACAACAGCCUCCGGUCGCCCUACUUCCCCAACACCUACCCCAACAACACCAACUGUGUGCGCAUCCUAGACGGUAAGCGGCCUUUUUGCUGA